AUGACUGGCGAUAAAGAAAUACGCUUGCUUAUCUUGGAGCCGGGUGCACGCGAGGAUCCAUUGGAAUGCGAGCUGGUCAACGCUGAGCUAUCCUGGAGGACCAGAUUCGAGGCUCUGUCAUACGCCUGGGGAGACGAUAUCACCGAACACGAGCUCAAAUGUUCUGGACACAUUAUCGGUGUCAUGGCUAACCUUCAUGACGCCCUGUUGGACUUGCGGCUUCCAACACAAAGGCGCGUUCUGUGGGUUGAUGCCCUCUGUAUCAACCAGGCCGAUAACGACGAAAAGUCCAAACAGAUCAGACUUAUGCAUGAGAUCUACUCCCAGGCCUAUGAAGUUCUCAUCUAUCUCGGAAAAUCAGAUGCCUCGGUGCAUGUUCAAAUAUUGGCAUGGCAAGCUUUUUUGUGGAGAGGUGGAUGA
This is a messenger RNA of Fusarium musae, 420 nucleotides long. RefSeq lists its product as uncharacterized. The transcript is spliced from 2 exons. The coding region runs from base 1 to 420 and encodes 139 amino acids. Lineage: Eukaryota; Fungi; Ascomycota; Sordariomycetes; Hypocreales; Nectriaceae. The record is from RefSeq and is a predicted model, not a curated record.